UAUCGCUUGGCCCAGGCACCUUUAAAGAUACCGCUAGCACGAAUUAGUUGUCCCUGAGUGGAAAUAUUUUCAUGAUUUUCAGCAAUCACGAUUUGCCGACUUGACUCACUGCUUCGCAAGAUGAUCGAUGUUGUGCGCAUUUGAGAUUGAGCAGCUGCGGCUUCGGCGACCGGAAUUCUUUACACUAUUGCUCGUUCUCGACCGGGGCGGAACCCAGGACCCGAAUGACAAUGACCGGCGCGAGCUGUUCGUCUGCACCCAGCAGGAUGAGGAAGCGGAGUCCCCCCGCAAGGUGGACCGGUUGCACUUCCGCAGACCAACCCUGCUACCGAAAUUCCGGCCGGACCGCAUCUUUUUCGAGCGGGUCGCACGAAUUCCCGAGGAGAAAAACGCAGAUGCCACUGCUACAGAGAACUACUUCGCGGAGCCGGAGACGCAGUUCCAGCUGUGGCUUAUUCCGCAGGAGCUUCUUGUCGAGGAUAUUAGCGCCAGUCCGGCUUCGUCGCAGCAGGCACAGGAACGGCUGCACCUCAACCACAGCAGAUGGAUGGACGUCUACCGACAAUUUGCGGAGCAAGCGGACGACCGCGUGCUCUGUUUCUCCUGGAGAUACAAUGCGAGUGCAUAUGCAAGUACUAGUACAUCAUCGGGCGACGUAGCAGAAACUCCCUGCAUAUUUCGGAAGACGUUCACGACGUCCUCCGACUUGCCGGUGCUCUCCCUGACGGUGAAAAUCGAGCCUGUGCACACGCCGCACGUGGUGUCUUACUUCGUGGAGGGGCGACACAACAUUUUGGUCAAAGCGCUCCAAGCCCGACGGUUUGAUUUGGAUGCCGAUGAAACCGCCACUUUUCUCACCGCGGUCCCGUCAGACCGCCCUGGGAGUGGUGACCGCGAUGGCGCAGUUGUGCGAAACCGGUUCAGCAGUAUCGGAUUUCCGUCAGUGCAUUCGGAUGAUGUUGGGCAAAACGAGGAGCUCGCAAAAGGGGCGUACCCGUUUACGAUGCAGGUAGUACGGGGGCGGUUGUCAUGUUCUAAUACCGUUCCUGGAGUUGCUUCGCUUAUUUUUUGCUUUUCCAGACUAGCGUGACAAACAAACAUACUUAAGUACUAACUCCUGCGGGAAGGAGAACAUCAACCGUAUGACCUGGACAACAGAUCGGCGAGUUGCGGCGGAUCCGGAAGACGCCGCGGGAGAAAGAUUGGACGGCGCAGCUGAAGUACCGCAACGCGACGAAGUUGGAGGAAAUUGCCAAGAUCCUGGAAAAGCUGAACGAUGGGCGGAUCGCCUUGGACGCCAUGAAGGACGAGAAACAGCGUCUCGAGCAGGAAAAGCUGCAACUCUUGGACGAGAACAACCGGACGGAGCGGCAGCUGCAGGAGUUGGUGUUCCCCGAUCUCUAUCCUGUGCAAAAGUAUCGUACUCGUUGUAAUUGCAUUUCUGCAUUACAAAUCUCUUUUUCAAAGUAAAUCAGCAUUACAAAUUUAAUUUGUAAUGCUGGGCUAAGUUGUAAUGCAAUUUAUACUAGUGCGAUGCUUUUGCAUUGCAUAAUCUCACCGAAGUGGACGUGGACCUAUACUUCGCCGGCUCGAACAACCCCCACGACCUGUACCUGAAGAUGCAGUGCUGCGACGCCCGGUACCAGAAAGCCCGGGAGAAUCUCGUGCGGCUGUUCUCGGUGCACCAGAAGUGCGAGAAGAUUCGCGAAGACUCCCUGCGGACACCGACGCAAGUCGCGCAGCUGGCAGAGAUUCUCGUGGAGCUGCGGCAGCGCGUCCGGGCGGAGUACAAAAGUGGUCACAGCGAAUGCGAGCGGCUGAAGACAUUAGCCCAGGAGCAGGACCAACUUGUGAACCAACUGCAGACACGAAUUCAACAGAUCGACAAGGGACUCGUCAUAGAGAAUGGUAUAGGCACCUCGACGUUUCUGCUUUUCAAAGACCGAAAUAUUUCUGCUUUUCGCAGUGAGUGUUCUUGUAGAACCGCCAUAAAUAUUCAUAUGCGCAACCGUUGAAGGUGAAGGUGAUGAGUUAUAACUCUUAUUCUUGCAUAAGAUUAGUUAACGAACUCACAGGGGCGCUCGGAAAGGCGAACGAGAAGGACGCGAAGAUUUCCGUGAUGCCCGUAAUCGAUCGAAUCGAGACGCUGCGGCUGCGCGGAGAGAAUGCCACACUGUGCACGAAAAUCACAAAAGCGCUGAAGCCGGAACUGGAGGAAACGGAGCAGAAACUAGCUGCAGAACGGGAGGACGUACAGGUGGCUUUGGGGUCGAUGCAGGAGAAAAUCAAAAACCUGGUGGCAGACAUCCGCGAGAAAGCCCAUGUCCUGGAGACGCAGAAACAGCUGAAAGCCUUGCCCUCGGACGAUCCGGCACUAGAGCUCUUGCGCUUUCGGGAGCAGAUGCUGAGCUCGCAGGCUCAGGCCCUGCAGCAAGAAAUAGAGGCUGCGGAGCGGGCGCACGACGUCGAGAGCCAUCGCUUGCACAUGUUGCUGCAUGAGAAGCAAACUACGCUCGGUCGCUUGACAAAUGGGUAAUUUCAUCUUGGUCGAUGCGCUAUUUUUGCGGCCCUAGCUAGCUAGAAAAGACUCACGAUCAAGGACUGUGCGACAAUAAGUAAUUUCAUGACUGAGCAACGGCGCCUUGAGGGCUCUCUUGAUUUCGG
This is a messenger RNA of Amoebophrya sp. A120, 2664 nucleotides long. NCBI's taxonomy places the organism in Eukaryota, Dinophyceae, Syndiniales, Amoebophryaceae. The record is from the annotation of a GenBank genome assembly.